AUGGCCAAUCGGGACAGUGGCAGCUUCUCGCUUACGAUUGUUGGUUCAGGGGUUUCCACCGGUGUGCCUGUGAUUGGGCACCGCUCCGGCGACUGCGCGUGUGUUGCGGCAUUGCAAAAUUCGGAAGGACCAAACAGACGCAAUAACGUUAGCCUUCUCAUCACCGUCCCAUCACCUCUUGGCGACUGUAGUGGCACUCAGGGUGUAAAACACAUUCUUAUUGAUUGUGGCAAGACUUUUCGUGACGCAUACUUUCGCGUGCUUGCCAAGCAUCAUGUGCAGACCGUCGAUGCCCUGCUCCUCACGCACGAUCACGCAGACGCCAUGGGUGGCCUGGAUGACAUUCGCGACCUGCAGCGUUCGCGGAAGGAAGGCCACGAUGAUUGGUCUAUUGAGCAGUAUGUUCCAACGUAUGCCUCGGAAAGGACAAUAAAUGCGCUGCGCAAUCAAUUUGGAUACAUACUCCGCAACAGUCGUGAGAUUGGGCCUGCACCACGGACCGCAGAGGAGCAUGACGUUCUCAUGCAGCGUGUUACUGAAGAGCGCAAACGGGCGGGUCUAACGAACAACAUUGGGGUGCGCCGCUCCGCCGCCCUAGAUUUGUUUACGCUGCCGGAUAACGCGCCGACGUCAUUUUACAUCCCUGCGCUUGGUGCUGACUUCCCGAUAUAUGCCGUACCAGUGGAGCACGGUGCAGGUUACAUAGCGCUUGGUUUUGUCUUUGGCCGCGGCGUCGCGUUUCGUAGCGCUGGUGCCACUAACGCCAGUGUCGCAAAUCACAGCUGUGUCGUUUACCUCUCCGAUGUGAGUGCGGUGCCCAUGCCUGCAAUGACGUUUCUGCAAGAUCUUGUCAAGAUAGACGUGCUUAUUGUUGAUCUGUUGUAUGGCCCUGGUAAGCGGCACGCAACCCAUUACUGCAUGGACGAUGUGAUACGCCUUGUCGCGUCUCUCCAACCGACUCGCACAUAUACGAUUGGUAUGUACUGCGAUGUGGAGCAUGAGCGAGGUAAUGAACAGCUACGAGAACGACUGGUGGAUCUGCGGCGCAGCGGCAAAUGUAGCGACCUUGUUCUAUCUGUGGAGCUGGGCUUUGAUGGGCUUCAUAUUUCCCUAGCGCUGUGA
This is a messenger RNA of Trypanosoma rangeli, 1122 nucleotides long. RefSeq lists its product as uncharacterized. Bases 1 to 1122 code for a protein of 373 amino acids. Lineage: Eukaryota; Euglenozoa; Kinetoplastea; Trypanosomatida; Trypanosomatidae. The record is from RefSeq and is a predicted model, not a curated record. The transcript has a single exon.